AUGGAUGAGGAGAUGCAACAGUUGUGGCGUAAUUUUACACUUGUCGAUGAGGAGAGUCUUGGAGUUCAUCUUCUAGAUCAAGGAGAUGGUGAUUUUGGGGAGAAAGACAAGUUGUGUUUCUUUGGUAAAGUUCUAUCAAUUAAUCUUUACAAUAAGAUGGCUUUCAAAACUACAAUAAAAAAGGUUUGGAAUAUUAUGAAAGUGAAAUUUAUAGAGGCUAGGGACAAUCUGCUCUUUAUUCAGUUCAGUAAUAUGUUGGACAAGAAUAGAGUUCUUGAAGAGUACAACAAUGCAAAGGCCGGUGAGGAUAAAUUAUCGGUGGUGAAGAACAAUGGCGUUUCUCUGAAGAGUAGACCAGAAUCAUUGGAGCAAUCUCACAAAGUUGGGAAAGUGGUGAAUGAACUGAGUAACAUGGGAGUGAAUGGCUUAAUAUCUAGAGUUGAAGAAAUUCCUAUUACAGAGAGUAUAAGUGGGAGGCAGAAUAUGGAAAGAGGAAUGAUAGGAGAACUAAUAGAGCCUUUAAUUAACAAGCCAAUCCUUUAUUAA
Ilex paraguariensis (yerba mate) is the source of this 546-nucleotide messenger RNA. The record is from the annotation of a GenBank genome assembly. NCBI's taxonomy places the organism in Eukaryota, Viridiplantae, Streptophyta, Magnoliopsida, Aquifoliales, Aquifoliaceae.